UGUAUAUCUAUCAUCUGCAUCUACAGCUUCACACAGAAUGGGUAUCACCCACGUCACAUCUGCCUCCUUGCAAACCAGCGGCGGCCAGACGGGAGGCAUGGAUCGCCGUAAUGCCCUCGUUGGUAUCUCGGACCAACUCUCGGGCAGUUUGAUGAUCUCCCAGCCCCACACCAUCUCCGCUAUCCACCAUCAUCAGUCGCAAGACACCAUCAUCUACUCUAUCUCUGGUCGCGGGGCUUUGAUCACUCUCGAAGACGGCAAAGAAGUCAAGAGAGAGAUGAACCCGGGGGACUGGGCCUUGAUACCAGCAGGAGUGGAGCACCAGGAGGCCAAUGUGGGGGAGGAUGAGGUACACUGGGUCAUUGUCAGAGGAGGUAGAGUGCCGGAAGUGAAGAACGUCGAGGGAUGGUCGACAUGAUUACUCAUCAAAUGUAAUUACCUCGUCUACCUGUCUACUAUAUGGGCAGUCAAUUAGCUUAGCUACAUUGCGAGGAUUCAAAACCGAGUUUCAUCUCUCAUCAGUUCAAUUCUAGUACAUGAUCACUAGCGACUGUAGGACCGUCUCCCAAGUUUCCGCUCCCGAUUCAUAUACUACUCUCUCAGGGUAUCUAUUGGUGAGCAGGAAUCGCUAUAUCCAUAGACUCUGCGUUGAAGAUCAAGAU
Cryptococcus amylolentus CBS 6039 is the source of this 662-nucleotide messenger RNA. RefSeq lists its product as hypothetical. The transcript is spliced from 2 exons. The record is from RefSeq and is a predicted model, not a curated record. Lineage: Eukaryota; Fungi; Basidiomycota; Tremellomycetes; Tremellales; Cryptococcaceae. Bases 38 to 418 code for a protein of 126 amino acids.